UCCCUAAAAUAAUAUAUGUAGGUUAACUGUAAGAAGCAUAUAAAAUUACAUGGAAGAGAUGAGGCAGAGGAGCGGGCUCGAGCUAAAUAUCAAGAUACGGAACCUUACGAUAAAAUUGAAACCACGGUCAUUAUUGAUGACAGUACUGUCACCACCCUACAUCCUGGAUACGAAAUUGAGUUCUCCAAGAUCUCUCUACCCAACCGGGACGCGGAGAAGGUUCGAUCAAUCAACGAUGCUGCUGGAUCUGAUGAGCUUGGAGUUGGUCGGAUGGAUACUUCAGAUUGUCUGUUUCCCGUACCUGGGACUGAACAGGGUUCCAUUGAGAUGGUUGAAUAUGAAUCCUCGGUGGAAACCAUGACCAUUCCUUUAAACUCCAAUAUUCUCGAGCAUGCGGUCAGAGUAGAGGAGAAAGAAGAGGAAGACUUGUUUCCCCAUGACGGAGAAGUUAGAAUUCAUAAAACUAACAUCAAUCUUUCUCAACAAAGUAGAGAGGGUAUGGUGGAUGAAUGCUUGGUCGGCUUGUCUACCAACGUGAAUAAUGCCACCAGCCAGCUAGGUCUUCAGAGUCUUUCAGACCAGCAGAGACAGCUAGGGUUGAACAAUCAACAAAGCAUUCAAAAGUCAACCACCCAGCAAGGGUUAACCAGUAUUCAUGAGUCGGCCGGUCAUCAGUCAACCGGGCAGCCUGGUCAAACUAAUCUUAAUGACCUGACCAAUAAUCAAACUUGGAGACCAGUAUUAAAUGAGGCUAGUAGCUUUCAGGCGGACGAACUUAAGCUUGAAGGAGCUGGUUUAUCAGAAGAACACCAGAAAUCAGCUACUGUUCCUACAAGACCGACCCAGCACAAGUGCCAAGAAUGCUGUGAUGUAUUCUCAACAGCUACGGAAUUGAAAAGCCAUAAAAAAUCCCAUAAACCAGGACCAGAGCUUCAUCAUUGUCAUAUAUGCAAGGUAAAAAUACAUUAAUAGAGGUUUUAUUAC
This is a messenger RNA of Eurytemora carolleeae, 984 nucleotides long. RefSeq lists its product as uncharacterized. Bases 271 to 969 code for a protein of 232 amino acids. Lineage: Eukaryota; Metazoa; Arthropoda; Copepoda; Calanoida; Temoridae. The record is from RefSeq and is a predicted model, not a curated record. The transcript is spliced from 4 exons.